Molecule: messenger RNA, 1077 nt
Organism: Purpureocillium lilacinum
Lineage: Eukaryota; Fungi; Ascomycota; Sordariomycetes; Hypocreales; Ophiocordycipitaceae
Source: RefSeq, a predicted model, not a curated record
AUGGACCUUUUGCAGUCGACCACUGCCGAGUGCGAGAGGCUCAAAACGCCCUCGUACCUAGAGCUCAUCGUGUCCAUCUUCAUCUUGAUCGGACUCUUGAUUUCAUACCUUCCACAGCACUAUCGCAUCAUCUCGCGCGGGACAUCUGAGGGCAUAUCGCCAUAUUUUGUUCUACUUGGCACCACGUCUGCCACCGCUGGAUUCGCCAAUAUCCUGACCGUCCCGCCCUCGCGCGCCGCCAUCGGCUGCUGCAAGGAGCUCGAGACCUUCGAGUGCGCCGCUGGCUUGCUGGGCGUGGCCCAGCUCGGCAUGCAGUGGCUAUGCUUCGCUCUCAUUCUCGUUUUGUUCCUUAUCUUCUUCCGUUAUAGAGAGGCAAAUGUUCCUCAGGAAGAGUUAGGCGGAGAGUCGCCAAAAUGGCAAACGGCCGUUGCCGUGGGCCUGCUCUGCGUCGUUCACGGCCUUAUCGUCAUCAUCGUCACUGGCGUGUUUGCCAUUGCUCUGCCCAACCACCUCACCGUGUGGGCCAACGUCCUCGGCGUCAUGGCGGCUGGUCUCGCGGCCAUUCAAUACGUCCCGCAGAUCUGGAUGACGUACCAUCUGAAGCACGUCGGGAGCUUGAGCAUCCCCAUGAUGUGCAUUCAGACACCCGGCGGAUUUUUGUUUGCGGCCAGUCUAUACGCGAGGCUCGGGCCCGAGGGCUGGAGUACUUGGGCCAUUUAUCUACUGACGGCCGUCAUGCAAGGCACCGUGCUGGUUCUCGGUGUGUAUUACGAAAUCGCUGCGCGCCGGUACGACGGCCACGGGGCCGAGCACGGCGUCGACGGGCCACACUCACCGGUCGACGGCACGGCAGCGGCCCCCCGCCGGCCGUCUGCCAAUCGGACCUACUCGGAGGGCUGGGAGCGCGGCCUCCCCGGACCCUUCACUGGCCACCCGGAGCGCUACGCCGAGACGGAGGAAGAUCUUGACCACAUACAGGAGCGCGAGGAGCGGGCCAUUGCGCGGGAGAACCAGCCGCUUCUACGUCCCGGCGGAAUAGGCAAUCCCCGCAGGAACUAUAACUCGACUCGGAACUGA